Molecule: messenger RNA, 1654 nt
Organism: Nerophis ophidion (straightnose pipefish)
Lineage: Eukaryota; Metazoa; Chordata; Actinopteri; Syngnathiformes; Syngnathidae
Gene: vgll2b
Product: vestigial-like family member 2b
Exons: 4
Coding region: 266-1234 (322 amino acids)
Biological process (GO): regulation of transcription by RNA polymerase II
Cellular component (GO): nucleus
Source: RefSeq, a predicted model, not a curated record
UGUUGUGGUGCACACACACACACAGACACACACACACAUUUGCAGACACACUUGCACGGCUUAAGUGUGCUCCCUCUGCAGCCUCCAUUCUGACUGCUUCACUACUCUGCUCCACUACCAUCUACUUAGUAGUACCAAAAUCUGCACACACACACGCACACACACAUACAGACACACACACACACACGCAUAAGACUGUAAUGUUGGUGCUACCUUGCUGGGAAAAGUCUGAUUCAGUGGAAGAGUGAAGAAGUGCUCAUUUACCAUGAGCUGUUUGGAUGUUAUGUACCCAGCUUAUGGACAUUACCCGUCUUACUCUGCCGCCGCUCCUGCUUUUAUCAACAGUCUACAGACUGCCACCAGUGUAACCAGCAUCUCACCUCCGUGUCGGGACUUUAUGGACACUCCCAGGAGUGCAGAGGGGAUGCCCAGGGCCCAGGGCACCGUCGGCGGAUCCGCAACCUCAUCCUCUUCGUCCGCCUCUUCCUCCUCCUCCUCCGCCUCCUCGUCUUCGUCCUCCUACACGCCGGCAGCUCUGCGGCCGGACGGGGGUUCCAAGGACAAGCAGGAGGGUCCCGAGGCCGAGUACUUGACCUCCCGCUGCGUCCUCUUCACUUACUACCAGGGGGACAUCAGCACUGUGGUGGACGAGCACUUCUCCAGGGCGCUCAGCUCCUACAUGGAUGGGGAGGGCAAGCGGCGGGCUUCGGAGCAGCAAGCCCCGGGUACCGCAGAAACCCCGUCACCGAGCAGCCGACGAAGCUUCCCUCCAUCCUUCUGGGACAGUAACUACGCCUCGCCUCAAGGCCGCCCCCACUGCGAGACCGGAGCGCCUUCGUAUUCCAUGGACCCCUACGCCUCGGGGCUUCACCCGGGUCUGCCGCACCCACAUGCCCACCCACACCCGCACCCACACGCUCACCCUCACUCCCAUCCUCCUCACCCAGCGGAGAGCUGGGGGUACCCUCAAGCCCAGGCUUACGGGCCCCCGAGGCCUCUCCAUGAACUGUACUCCCCUUCCGCUCUGGAGCCCCACUACGGGCCGCUGCUCAUGCCCACCGUGCGGCCACCUCACCUGGCGACCUUGCCCAGCCACUAUGAAGUAAGCAAGCUGGACCCCACGGCCUCCUGGCCCGGACUGCUCUCCUCAGGGGACGUCGGCCAGACGUUGGCCCUCAACAUGGACGCAGGCCUCCAGCAGCACAAGAAAGGCAAAGAGCUAUACUGGUUCUAACAAGGCCCUCAGUCAUAUUGACCAGCCAUUUACCAAAAGCCAAUUAGUCCUUGGACCUGCUCCGCUAUUGAAGAAGCGUGUCGCCUUUGUUCCAACCCCCCACUCCCCUCAGUACCACCAGCAGCAUGCAUCUCCCCCAACCCCCCCUCCCUCUUGACAAGGAUGCAGCUCCAGGUGAGCGCGGGUGCACCAUGGAGAUAACACAUAAUCUGGACCGACAAACCCCCCUAGCCCGGGAGGACACUGAGCUGGACCUGGAAAGACUUUUGCUGACGAAGGGAUGGACCCAGGGGGAGUCGCUCCAAUGUGCCUGCUUAUCUGCUUUUGUGUCUGCCGUACUGUGGUCGUCAUCAUCCACCCAGAAGAAUUGGACUUUGUGACUAUAUUCACAUGCACUCUGGAAUAAAGUCUUUCUAUUUA